Molecule: messenger RNA, 2086 nt
Organism: Papaver somniferum (opium poppy)
Lineage: Eukaryota; Viridiplantae; Streptophyta; Magnoliopsida; Ranunculales; Papaveraceae
Product: nodulation-signaling pathway 1 protein-like
Exons: 1
Coding region: 175-1794 (539 amino acids)
Biological process (GO): regulation of DNA-templated transcription
Cellular component (GO): nucleus
Molecular function (GO): sequence-specific DNA binding; DNA-binding transcription factor activity
Source: RefSeq, a predicted model, not a curated record
UCCAUAUGCAAAUGAAUCUUAUUAUUUUAACACCAUGAAACAAAACUUAAUUCUACAACUCUCUUGCUUACCUCAUCUGGCUCUAAUGUUUUUUAAUAAACCAAUGAGCUUAAAAAAGAGCCCUCAUUUCAAAUCUUCUCAUUCAAGUGAAGCCUCAAAUCUUUUUCAUACUCCAUGUCCAUGAUCACCACGAUGACCAUUCGUGAAGAACAUGAUGAACCAGAAAGUCUCUAUGAUCAUAGUGAUGAUCACAUCUUAGAUUGGUUACAAGAUACAGUUCCAUUCUUACCGUCAUUUUUUGAUGAUCCUAAUUACACCACCACAACUAUUACGAAUCCCACCAAUAUUGUCAGUGAUAUCACUGAGGAAUUCCAAUGGUGGGACGACCAAGAUCUAAUUAUUGAUCCUAACCUUGAUCUCAUCAACCCAACACCCAACACUCCUACAACACCCACAACCACCACCACAACCACCACCGCUAAUCUACUUCCACCAUCCCUCUCCAAGAAACGGAAACCGUCGGAUGUGAACCUCCAGGUGAAUAACCAACGACGGCGAUCCGUGGGGCCGACCAAAAAGUCUACUGUCAAAUCGGCAGGGAAUAACUAUUAUAACUGUAAUAACAGUAAAGAUGGAAGGUGGGCUGAGCAACUACUCCUUCCUUGUGGUGUUGCCAUUAGUGCUGGAAACCUUGCAAGGGUGCAACACCUUCUUUAUGUUCUUCAUGAACUUGCAUCGUCGUCCGGGGAUGCAAAUCAUCGUCUAGCUAACUAUGGUCUUCGAGCUCUCACCCACCACCUCUCCUCGUCUACAACGACGGUGGGUCCCACUUCGAGUAUAUUCGCAUCUACAGAGCCUCGUUUAUUCCAACGGUCGUUAUUGAAAUUUUACGAGGUAAGUCCAUGGUUUACGUUUGCGAACACGAUCUCAAAUUCUUCUAUUCUUCAAGUUCUAGCACAGCAAUCAAAAUCUUCGUCGAAAACACUUCAUAUACUUGAUAUUGGUGUAUCUCAUGGGAUUCAAUGGCCAACUUUGUUGGAAGCUUUGAGUCGUCGGUCUAAUGGACCUACACCAGUUGUCCGUAUCACGGUAAUCAAUUCAUCGACAUCUGAUUGUUCUCAUACGGUAUACCCAUUCUCAAUUGGUCCUCCCGGUGAUGAUUACGCAACUCGACUUCGUAGAUUUGCUAAGUCAAUCAAUAUAGAUCUCGAAAUCGAACAACUCAAUACUCAUCCUUUACAAAUCUUAACACCCGAAAUGAUCAACACCUCCCCGUCCGAAACUCUAAUUGUUUGUACCCAAUUCAGACUCCACAACCUGAACCAUAACACCCCAAAUGAUGAAAGAACAAAAUUCUUGCAGUUUCUUACCAAGUUAAAACCAAGUGCUGUAAUUCUAAGCGAAAACGACGUCGCCUGUAGUUGUACUCAGUGUGGAAAUUUCUCGAUAGGGUUUACGAGAAAAGUCGAGUACUUGUGGAGGUUUUUGGAGUCAACCAGUUGUGCAUUCAAAGGAAGAGAUUGUGAAGAAAGGAAAGUAUUUGAAGGAGAGGCAAGUAAAGUGAUAAUGAGUGAAAUGGAAAUGAAUGAUGGAAGAGAGAAAUGGUGUGACAAAAUGGGAGAAGUUGGGUUUGUCAGUGAAGGUUUUGGUGAAGAUGUUAUUGAUGGUGGUAAAUCUUUGUUGAGAAAAUAUGAUUCAAAUUGGGAGAUGAAAGUCGAUGAGAAAGAUGGUUGUGCUUGUUUGUUGUGGAAAGGUGAGCGUGUUUCUUUUUGUUCCUUGUGGAAGUUAAAUUAGUUGUUCUAGUAUAAUUUUCUUUUUUUUUGCAUGCACGUUGGGCUAGCUCUAGAGAUCGACUUAAGAAAUCAGAUCUUAACAAGUGGGGCACGCAAGGGUUUAGGAUUUGAGUCACCCAGUUGUUCAAAAAAUAUUUGUAUGGGUGGUGAUAUUGCAAAAUAUAGUGUUAAAUGAGAUUUAGUCAAGCUUAGUAAAUUUAAUUAUCAAAUUAGUUUGUAAUUGUAAUUCUCAGCUUUCAUGUAAAAUGGUCUCUGUAAAAUAGAAAAGUCGCACUUUCUUAUUCUUGAUUUGA